AUGUUGCGUGACUGCUGCCUCCGGCUGCCAGUGGCGAUCUGGGUGCUGCUGCUGGUGAUGACAGCCUUUGCAAUGGAGUGCCCCAAGAUCAAGGUGGGGACGUGCAAGGACUGCAUCCAGUCUGGUCCCGGCUGCGCCUGGUGCAAGAAGCCGAGUUUUACCAAAGCUGGCGAGCCAGACUCCAUCCGCUGUGACACCAUCGAGCAGCUGCGGCAGAGGGGAUGCCCGCACAACGAGAUUGAGUUUCCAGUCAAUAACAUUACAAAGACACAGGACAGUCCCUUAAGCAAUGACAUACAGCUGACUCCCCAGGAGGUGCACCUGAAACUGAGGAUAGGCCAGCCCGCUGUAUUUGAGGUGAAGUUUCGCCGCGCCAUGGGGUACCCCAUUGAUCUCUACUACCUCAUGGACCUCUCCUACUCCAUGCUGGAUGAUCUGGAGAAGGUGAAGAAGCUGGGAGGGGAGCUGCUCAGGGCGCUGGAGAGCACUACCCCUUCUCGCCGCAUAGGCUUUGGCUCCUUUGUGGACAAGACAGUGCUGCCUUUUGUGAACACGCACCCUGAGAAGCUGCAGAACCCCUGCCCCAACAAGGACAAGCAAUGCCAGCCUCCCUUCGCCUUCAAGCACAUCCUCUCGCUGACCGACAACGCCAAGAAGUUCGAGAGUGAAGUGGGGAAGCAGUUUAUCUCGGGGAACCUGGAUGCCCCAGAGGGGGGGCUGGAUGCCAUGAUGCAGGCGGCAGUGUGUGGGGACUUGAUUGGCUGGCGCAAUGUGACCCGCUUGCUGGUGUAUGCUACUGAUGACGGCUUCCACUUUGCUGGUGACGGCAAGCUUGGGGCCAUCCUGACCCCCAAUGACGGCCAGUGCCACUUGGAGGACAACAUGUACAAAAAGAGCAAUGAGUUUGACUACCCAUCUGUUGGCCAGCUGGUCCAGAAACUUGCCGAAAACAACAUUCAGCCCAUUUUUGCUGUUACCAGUAAGAUGGUGGAUGUUUACAAGAAACUCAGUGAGAUGAUCCCAAAGUCGGCGGUGGGAGAGCUGAACGAGGACUCCAGCAAUAUCAUUGAACUCAUCCAGGUGGCCUACAACAACCUCUCCUCACGGAUCAUCCUGGACCACUCUACCCUGCCAGAUGUCCUGGAUGUCAAAUAUGACUCCAUGUGCAGUAAGGGUAUGGAUGCAGUCUUGGAUGAAGCAAGAGGGCAGUGCGACAACGUCAAGAUCAAUGAUGAGGUCACCUUCAAAGUGAAGGUCACGGCCAAGGAAUGCAUCAAAAGCCAGUCCUUCACCAUCCGGCCGCUGGGCUUCACAGACACCCUCACCGUCCACCUGGACAGCAACUGCAACUGCAACUGCAACGAGCAGCCCGACCCAACCGCCUGCAGUGGGAAAGGCAGCAUCGUCUGUGGGAUCUGCAGUUGCAAUUUGGGUUACACGGGGAAGAACUGCGAGUGCGAAACCAAAGGCAAGACCAGCAAGGAGUUGGAGGGCAGCUGUCGGAAGGACAACAGCUCGAUCAUCUGCUCGGGGCUAGGGGACUGUGUGUGCGGGCAGUGCAUCUGCCACACCAGCGACGUGCCCAACAAGCAGAUCUAUGGCACCUUCUGCGAGUGUGACAACAUGAACUGCGAGUUUCACAACGGCUCUCUCUGCGGCGGCAAAGACCGUGGGAGAUGCGACUGCGGGGAGUGCAAGUGCAUGCCUGAGUACCAGGGCAGUGCCUGCCAGUGCAAGAAGUCGACGGACGGCUGCUUGAACAUCCGUGGCAACGAGUGCAGCCACCGCGGGAACUGCCACUGCAACCGCUGCCAGUGCCAGGGGGGAUACCAGCCCCCCUUCUGCCAGGAGUGCCCUGGCUGCCCCUCACCCUGUGGCAGAUAUGUCUCCUGUGUGGAGUGCAAGGCCUUCGAGAGCGGCCCCUUCGAGAAGAACUGCUCCCAGGCCUGCCCCUACAUCUGGCUGGACAAGAAGUUGACAGUGGCGAGCAGGCAGUGCAGAGAGAAGGACUCCCACAACUGCUGGAUCUCCUUCAGCAUGGUCCAGGAGGACGGCGAGGAGAUGUAUAGCGUCAACGUUGAUCCCAAAAAAGAGUGCCCAGAGCCUCCCAAUAUCGCACUGAUUGUGGGAGGCACCGUUGCUGGCGUGGCCCUCAUUGGUCUGGUGCUCCUGCUGAUCUGGCGGCUCUUGACGGAGCUGUUUGACCGCCGGGAAUACCGCCGGUUCGAGAAGGAGAAGUCCAAGGCCAAGUGGAAUGACGCGGAUAACCCCCUCUUCAAGAGUGCCACCACCACGGUCGUGAACCCCAGGUUCAAUGGGCAAUGA
Molecule: messenger RNA, 2325 nt
Organism: Fulmarus glacialis (Northern fulmar)
Lineage: Eukaryota; Metazoa; Chordata; Aves; Procellariiformes; Procellariidae
Gene: ITGB2
Product: integrin, beta 2 (complement component 3 receptor 3 and 4 subunit)
Exons: 15
Coding region: 1-2325 (774 amino acids)
Biological process (GO): cell-matrix adhesion; cell migration; cell adhesion mediated by integrin
Cellular component (GO): cell surface; integrin complex; focal adhesion
Molecular function (GO): integrin binding; amyloid-beta binding
Source: RefSeq, a predicted model, not a curated record